UUUUUCUCUUGUUUGUCUAACUAUUGGAUGAGUGCACCAGAAGAAGACUUUUCGUCUUUAUCGAUAGCAGAUAAACUUCAACACAAGUCUUGGAAAGCGCGUUUACAAGCUUGCGAAGAAUUAACCAAGUUACUUCAUGCAACAACAGAAGAUGCUGAUUUUGAUACCUAUGAACCUUUUCUUAAAAAAUUAGCUGUGGAACCAAAUGCAGUGGCUCAAGAAGCAGGCCUGUCUGCUAUAUUAGAAUAUGUUGCCAAUGCGCCUCAUGCAUCAAGUACACGUGAGACAGUGAUACCUGCCCUUGUUGAAAAAUGUCUAGGAGCAACCAAGGCAGGCACUAAACAAAAAGCAACCGACAUCAUUUUAUUGUAUGCAGAAAUAGACACACCUGAUCCUGUGCUGGAAUUCGUUGUGCCUGGUCUUCAAGCAAAGCAACCUAAAUUAGUCACGCAAACAGUGGUUGUGAUCAAAGAACUUGUCAGACAGUUUGGUGCUAAAAAAGUCAGUCCUAAACCUAUUCUCAAGUUACUUCCCAAAUUGUUUGGACAUACGGAUAAGAACGUACGAGCAGAAGCAUCUGCACUGACGAUAGAACUCUAUCGAUGGAUUGGACAGCCUAUGAUGGCCAGUUUAUCUGAUUUGAAACCAGUACAGUUGAAAGAAUUAGAAGAGGCAUUCAGUAAAUUACCAGCAGAGAAGCCUAAGCCAGAACGACUGAUUCGAUCUGAACAAGUGCAAGAUGAACCUGAACAAGAAGAACAAGCAGAAGAUCAAACCAUGGAAGAGAAUGAAGAGAUGGAUGUAGAUGAAGGUGAUGCAUUUGAUUUUGCUGAUCCUGUCGAUAUUACAGCCAAAUUGCCCAGUCAGUUUAAUGAAUUGAUUGUGUCAAAGAAAUGGCAAGAGAGAAGAGAAGCUUUAGACGCUUUAUUGGAACAAGCCAAAACACCCAAGAUUCUAGAUAAAGACUAUAGCGAGCUCAUAGGCCAUCUUGUCAAACGUAUCAACGAUUCCAAUAUCCUGCUGGUGGGCGCUACUGCGUCUUGUGUAGAAGCCAUUGCCACCGGUCUAAGAACAGAUUUCGGCAAAUACAAACCUUUGAUUGCACCUGUCAUGAUUGAGAAACUCAAAGAAAGGAAACCAGCCAUUCUAGAACAAUUAGCCAACGGUCUUAAUGCAGUAUUUGCCUCUGUGCCUAUGUCAGAACUGGUGGAAGACAUCACUGUCGCCUCCAAGCACAAAAACCCUCAAGUCAGAUCAGAAUCAUUCAAGUUGUUAUCGAGACGAUUAAAAGAAGUACGUGAAAUACCGGGUAAAGCAGAGAUCAAAGCAUUUGCAGACAUGUUCAAGAAACUACUGGACGACGCUGAUGCCAAUGCCCGUGAAGCAGGUGCGGAAGGGUUAGGUACUUUGAUGAAACUGAUUGGUGAGAAGCCCAUGUUGGCAUUCACAGAUGGAUUGGAUGAUAUCAAGAUGGGCAAGAUCAAGGAAGCAUGUGAAAAGGCAACUGUCAAGGCAAAAGCACCUAAAAAAACACCUCCUGUAGUCAAGAAACCACCAGCACCAGCACCACCUGUUGUCAAAAAAGCAGCGCCCAAACCAAAGCCUAAAGCAGAACCACCUAAAGCAGAUCCUAUGGUUGUUGAUGAACCAGCCAUGUCACCUCCUAAACGUAAACCCCCAGCUCGUUUAGCAGCUGGCAGUGCUAAGAAACCAGCCCUAUCUUCUUCUAAACCGAAAGCCGCAGCACCUUCUUCAGCUCCUAAAAAGAGUGCCAAAUUACCUCCUUCCAGUGGUCCUGAAGAAAUCAAAUACAGAUUCUCUCAAGAAGACGCUGAAGCCCGCGCCACUGAAUUUAUUCCUGAAUCUAUCCAUACAGACCUCCAACAAGCCCAAUGGAAAGUACGUCUGGCAGCUAUGGAAUCACUCUGUAAACACCUUCAGACAGAAGACGACACAGAGCCUGAAAUCGUAAUUCGUGCAUUAUCCAAAAAACCUGGUUGGAAAGAAAUGAAUUUCCAAGUGAUGACACAAGUCUUUGGGGCCAUUCAAAUCUUGACAGAAUCUCCCAAAUUUAAUAAAGCAUGUGGGUCUCUUGUGAUUCCUGUGAUGGUAGAGAAAUUAGGCGACAUUAAACUCAAAAAACCAGCGAGUGAAUGUUUAGUGGCCGUGGCUGAAACAAUCUCGCUCCAAUUUGUGUUUUCGCAAGCGUAUCCUGUGCUCAAGAAAGCCAAGUCGCCCAAAGUGUUGGCAGAUGCUAUGUUAUGGAUGCAUGCUUCUCUGUUGGAUUUUGGAAUUGCAGGGCUUCAAGUGCGAGAUUUGAUUGAUCUACUCAAGUUUGGGCUAGGCAACACCAAUGCGUCUGUCAGAACAAGUGCAGUGACUGUCUUGGGUGUCUUGAGACAAUACAUUGGUCCAGAAAUCAAAUCGUUUGUGGAGGAUGUGAGUCCUGCCUUAUUGGCUACGAUUGAACAAGAGUUUGAUAAAGUGUCUAAAUUAGACCCCCCUCAACCGACAAAGGCACCCAAGGGAUCGAGUGGUUCAAGUGCUCAAGCAGAAGAGACGAGCAGCGGCGGGGGUGAUGAUACCGACGCAUUAGAUGCCUUAUUCCCUCGUGUCGAUAUCUCUGGUCCCUUAAACAAGACCGUGGCAGAGUGCAGUGAUGCCAACUGGAAAAUACGUAAGGAAGGUCUAGAGAAAGUCCAAAGUAUCCUGGCAGGCGCCAACAACCGUAUUAAACCUUCCUUGGGUGGUGAUUUCCCUGGUGUGCUUAAACAACGCUUAGCCGAUAGUAACAAAAUCCUUCAGAUGACAGCGAUUGAAAUCACAGGUGGACUGGCCUUGGCCAUGGGUAAACCCUUUGAGAAAUACGCGAAAUUGUUUACAGGUCCCUUGAUCUCGACCUUGUCCGACAAUAAGGCCAAUGUACGUACAGCGGGUGUUACAGCGCUUGAGAAUAUCCGCAAGACAUGCUCUAUGGAACCCAUGGCCUCUGUGUUUGGUACGAGUUUGGCCAACGAAGCUCCCUUGUUACGUAAAGAGUUCCUGACUUGGUUUGCGACCGCUGUGAAAGAAGAGCCCAAUGUAUCGAAAUAUGAUUUAAGCGGUAUGAUCACGCCCAUGUUCUCGUGCUUACAAGACCGUAAUGCCGAUGUAAGAAAAGCAGCACAGGCUGCCUUGCCUGAUUUUAUUGGGUGUGUGGGAUAUGAUGUCGUGGCUAGCAAGACAAGUGAAUUAAAGGCCGCUCAACGCCAAACAGUGAUGCCAUUCUUGGAAGCUGCCAGAGGUAAUGCACCCACCAAAAAACGUCCCGAGACCAUUGAAGAACCUGCACCUAAACCUACUGCUGCUGCUGUUGCGACACCUAGUCGUACAAAGACAUUAAUGCCUUCAGCACCUCCUCCUGAAGAAGAAGUCUUAUCGCCUCCUAUCCUUACCAGUGAUACACGUGCCAAGACUAUACGUGCUAAAAAAGAAAAUCGAUGGCAAUUUGAUGCGCCUCGCUCAGAUGUGAUUGAGACCUUAAAGUCCUUGUUUGAUACCAACAUGAGUCCCCAUUUGAAUGCUUUAUUGUUCAGUACCAGUCAAUAUGCUGAAAAGGAUCGCUUGAAUGGUCUCAAUAUACUGAAUGAAUGCUUGACUUCGCCUGAUGUUUGUAUGAACAAGUAUCAUAUUGACUUUGCUGAUAUGAAAGCACGUUAUGUGGCCAACGCAGACUUGAUUUUCAAGUACUUGACAAUUCGAUUUUUCGAUACAAACACAAGCAUGUUAAUCAGAUGUCUUGAUAUUGCUCAAAAUUUAGUGACUGUAUUGGACGAAGAAGAGUACAGCUUGACAGAAUACGAAGCAGUUUCCUUUCUACCCUUCUUGAUCAACAAGGUGGGUGAUCCUAAAGAAGUCAUGCGUCAACGCAUUCGUGCUAUUCUCAAGUCAUUAUGUCGUAUUUAUCCUGCCAGUAAAAUGCUGAAUUACUUGCUAGACGCAGCAGGCACUUCUAAAAAUGCCAAGGCCCGUGCUGAAUGUCUUGAAGAAGUGGCUUCUUUGAUCCAAAAGAACGGUAUGUCUGUCAUGUUGCCUAAUAAGGCAUUGCCUGUGAUUGCAACCCAUAUUGGCGAUAAAGACAACAGUGUACGAUCUGCUGCUUUAAACGCAAUUGCACAAGCUUAUAUCUUGGUGGGUGACGCUGUCAUGAAGUACAUGACUCGUUUAGGAGACAAGGAAAAGGGCAUGUUAGAAGAAAGACUUAAGCGUACAAAGCCUUCUGCAAGUGUAUUGGCAGCUGUUGAGAAAGAACAACGAGCUAAACAAGAAGCGGAAGAAAUGGAAGUGGAUGAAUUGCCUUCACUUAGUCAAUUACCUCGUCUUGGUGGAAGAUCGCAGAUCGGCAAGCCUCGCCAUAGUCCUCAACGUCCUGUUGUUCAUCAUAUACAGAGUAUACCCGAACCAGAACCUAUGGAAGAUGUCACAGAUGAUUAUGGACAAAGAAUACCUGAGCCAGAACCACGCCAAUCCCUGAUGCGUCCACCUCAACAACAGUUUGGCUAUUCAAACCAACACCACCAUCAUCACCAACAACAACAACAACCUGUGUAUGAUCAACAAGAAGAAAUUGUGGACUAUUUGAUCGCUCAAAUCACUAGUGGUGAUCCUCAACCCAGUAUUGAAGCACUUAAGAGCCUAGACAAAUUCUUGACACAAAACCCUGAAGCUGUGUUACCUGAUAUUGAACGUUUAAUUAAUGCGAUUACACUUCAAGUCAGAUUAGCUUAUUCUUCUGUGGAUCCUCGUCAGCCUGCUACGACUCGGUUAUGUAAACACUUGGUCAAUGCGCUUGUCUUGUUGUUCUCCAACCGAGAUUUAGCAAGUGCAGUGCCUCAAAGUGCACUUCAUCACUUAUUACAAGAACUCGCUGCUCGUUUACUGGAUCAAAAAAUGCUGGCUCUAGAAUCAGGUCCUCAACUCUCUAAAGCAUUGAAUGUAGCCAUGGUCAAAGUAUUAGAAAACAGUGCGCGUAAUGUAACCUUCAGUGCUUUGUUAGCUAUCUUGGGUCAAUGUUCAGCAGGUUUGCGGCCCGGUGAUUCCCCCAGUGCAAAAGAUACAAAAUACACAGAACUAAUUAUGAAAUGCCUAUGGAAACUAGCCAAGACCAUUCAAGACAAUCUUCGUUCUCAACUGUUGAACCCGGAUGAAUUGCUCUAUGAAAUCAAUCAGUUCUUUAUUGUGACACCACCUGCUGAAUGGAAACGAAGAGCCGCUGAAAAAGUACCUUUGGGUGAAAUGCCAUUAAGGACAGUCAAGACGUUACUGUUGGAACUCGUGAAUGGUUUGGGCGAUACUAUUUUCCAACACUUGACAUUGAUUGAGCAUCCUCAAAGCAGCAGUGUCUAUCCUUACCUUCAUCAUAUGUUAGAAGCAUGUCGCAAAAAAGACAAGAUGCAAAGACAGCCUUCCCCUGCUUAUUCACCUCAGCCACAAACUGCAGAUUACCAUGUACGCAACAGUCGACCUAACUCUGUGUCUUCUUUGAAAUCCAAUACGAUGAUGCGAACCUCUUCUAUUGCUUCACAUCCUUCUUCAGUUGAUGGUGAACAUCAUGAGCUAAGCCCAAGACAAAGUUCGCCUGCUUUAAAUGCACCCAUGCAGCUAGAUGAACCUCAAUCUAAUGAGACUGCACCACAAACCAUGUCUGAUUAUGAUUUAAAUGUCACAUUGACCAGAAUUUUCCAGAAGAUUGGUACGAGAGAUCAAACCAAACAAGGCAUUAUUGAAUUGUAUGAAUUCCAAAAGAGUUAUCCGUUAGCUGAAGCCAAAGUAAACAACUUCUUGAUCCAGACAGGCACUUAUUUCCAAAGCUAUAUUCGACGUGGUCUUAGUAAUCUUGCUGCUGAAGAUAAUGAAUUACAUGCCGCUGCUCAAGCGCAAGCACAAGCACAGGCACAGGCACAACAAGCGCAAGCUCAGGCACAGGCACAGCAAGCGCAAGCUCAGACACAAGUUCAAGUAGCAUCUCAGGUUGUUUCUUCACCUAGUUUUAGUGCAUCUUCUCUAGACCAUUCAAAUACCCGUACUACAACUAAUUUAGAAUCCACAGAAAGAGUUUCUACUGAACUACCAUCAAGAAAUGACAUAAGAAGUAGUCUUCAUGCAGGAGAUGAUACAGCGGAAAUUAAAUUACGAUUGUUAAGGUUACAACAAAAGUUUGGUUACAAGACAGAGAUGGCAGAAGAUUCUGAUAUAAACGGUCGACAUGAAUCCUCGGCUCAUGGCUUUAGUUCUCGUCGUCAGUCUGGCAUAAAUCAAGAUUACCAACAAACACAAGGUGAAUCCGACAGGCAACAAUCUGUGUCUGCGUUAAAAGAAAAGAUUGCUAAAAUGAAGCAAGUUAUUAAUUCUGCUGCUUCUUCCCCUAAUUUGUAAAAUAAUAAAAAUGACGUCAAAUAUAAAGCGACGCACUGAUG
Molecule: messenger RNA, 6455 nt
Organism: Gilbertella persicaria
Lineage: Eukaryota; Fungi; Mucoromycota; Mucoromycetes; Mucorales; Choanephoraceae
Product: armadillo-type protein
Exons: 12
Coding region: 28-6414 (2128 amino acids)
Biological process (GO): mitotic spindle organization; microtubule polymerization; establishment or maintenance of microtubule cytoskeleton polarity
Cellular component (GO): microtubule plus-end; centrosome; spindle pole
Molecular function (GO): microtubule plus end polymerase activity; microtubule plus-end binding
Source: RefSeq, a predicted model, not a curated record